Microthlaspi erraticum is the source of this 1959-nucleotide messenger RNA. Lineage: Eukaryota; Viridiplantae; Streptophyta; Magnoliopsida; Brassicales; Brassicaceae. The record is from the annotation of a GenBank genome assembly.
AUGAAAUGUUUUCACGUAUUCACAUGGAACAGUGAUGCAUGGGGAUAUGGUGCUGGAACCACUUCACUGUAUCAGUCACAUCCAUGGGUACUAGCUGUCCUUCCAACUGGAGAAACCCUUGGUGUUCUUGCUGAUACGACACGAAAGUGUGAGAUAGCUCAAACAUUUCUUCGUGACAAGAAGAUUCCAUCUGACGUGAUAUGGAUGGAUAUUGACUACAUGGAUGGUUUUCGUUGUUUCACAUUCGACAAGGAGAGUUUCCCGGAUCCUAGUGCGUUGACAAAACAUCUUCAUGAUAAUGGUUUCAAAGCGAUAUGGAUGCUUGAUCCUGGAAUAAAGCAGGACGAAGGUUACUCUGUCUACGAUAGUGGAAGUAAAAAUGAUGUUUGGAUUAGAGGAGCAGAUGGGAAGCCAUUUGUUGGUGACGUAUGGCCUGGACCUUGUGUUUUCCCUGACUAUACAAAUUCUGAAGCUCGCUCUUGGUGGGCUAAUUUGGUUAAGGACUUUAUUUCAAAUGGUGUUGAUGGUAUAUGGAACGAUAUGAAUGAGCCUGCAGUUUUCAAAGUCGUGACAAAGACCAUGCCUGAGAACAAUAUUCACAGAGGAGAUGAUGAGCUUGGAGGUGUUCAAAACCACUCACACUACCACAACGGGCUUAGCGGUCAGCCCUUAUCAGGGCCAGAUAUCGGUGGCUUUGCUGGCAAUGCAACUCCUCGGCUAUUUGGACGUUGGAUGGGCGUUGGAGCUAUGUUCCCAUUCUGUCGUGGCCAUUCUGCGGCUGGCACUGAUGACCAUGAACCAUGGUCCUUCGGAGAGGAGUGUGAGGAAGUCUGUCGUGCCGCAUUGAAGAGGCGUUACCAACUCCUACCACAUUUUUACACCUUGUUUUACAUUGCUCAUACAACUGGUGCUCCAGUUGCAGCCCCGAUCUUUUUCGCUGGUACGGUUGGUGAUUUGCCAACAUUAUAUUUACAAGGUGGAUCCAUCAUUACACUUGGUCCUCCUCAUCUACAUGUUGGGGAAUCGAGUCUGUCAGAUGACUUGACUCUACUUGUAUCAUUAGAUGAAAAUGGGAAAGCUAUAGGAGUCCUAUUUGAAGAUGAUGGAGAUGGGUAUGGCUACACGAAAGGCAGCUAUCUAAUUACACACUACAUCGCCGCGCGACAGUCUUCCAUUGUUACUGUGAAGGUUUUAAAAACUGAAGGAGAGUGGCAGAGGCCAAAUCGCCGUAUUCAUGUCCAAUUACUGCUUGGUGGAGAAAAUGCAAAACUGAUACCUGAGAAGGAAAUGUUACCUGGACAUAAGGGAAUGGAACUUUCAAAAGAACCAGUUGAGCUAAACAAUGGCGAUUGGAAACUUAAUAUAGUUCCCUGGAUUGGAGGACGAAUAUUGUCCAUGACACAUGUUCCAUCAGGAGUUCAGUGGCUUCAUAGCACGAUAGAUAUAAAUGGUUAUGAAGAGUACAUUGAUACUGAGUACCGGUCAGCUGGAGGCACUGAGGAAUAUAAUAUCAUUGAGAGAGAUUUGGAACAUGCAGGAGAAGAAGAGUCUCUUAUACUAGAAGGUGAUGUAGGUGGUGGACUGGUUCUUCGGCGUAAAAUCACUAUACCUAAACACAAUCCCAAAGUUUUUCGGAUUGCCUCUAGCAUUGAAGCCCGUAGCGUUGGUGCUGGUUCUGAUGGAUUUUCAAGGCUGGUAUGCUUAAGAGUCCAUCCAACUUUCACUCUCAUACAUCCAACCGAAUCGUUUAUCUCCUUCACGUCGAUUGAUGGUACAAGGAAUGAAGUUUGGCCAGACUCUGGAGAGCACUUGUAUGAAGGGAACAACCUCCCAAACGGUGAAUGGAUGCUGGUGGACAAGAGCCUCAAUGUACAGUUGGUAAACAGGUAUUCGGAGCUUAUGGCGAAGGAGCAGACCGGAGGUGAUGAUCGGAGAUGGACCAGAAGGAGAUCGGAGUAA